AUCUCUCUCUAUAUAUCUUUUUGUUUAUCUUUCUGAAUCUCUAAUGAGAGAUGGAAGAGAUGAAGAAGAAGAAGAAGAAGAAGAAGAAAGUGAGAAGUUCCAUAAAAGCUAUUCAGAAUAUCAUGACUAAUAUUAUUCCCACAACUCCCAAUAUUUGCAUGCAACUUGUGAGUCCAAAUUACUUCUCCUCCCCCUCCCUCUUCAACUCCAUCUACUACAGUACUCCUUCAACCAUGUCCUCCUCCUCCUCCUCCUCCUCAAUUGAUCAUAUCUCCAAUGAUCAUCAAGACUUAGAUUUUUCAGUUCAUAGGCCAGCCAUUAUCUCUGCAGGCAGGUUCUUCUUCUCUCCAAGCUUCUCCAAAUCAAUAAUGGAGGAAGCUAAGAAAGAAGAUGAUGAUGAAGAAGAAGGAGGAGGAGAAGAAGAAGAAGAAGGAGGAGGGAAUGUUUUGAAUGGGUUGUUCAAAGAGAGCUUGAUGAUGACAAUGGCUUCUGAUGAUCCAUACCAAGACUUUAGGACAUCAAUGGAGGAGAUGGUGGAAGCUCAUGGAGUGAAAGAAUGGCCACACCUUCAAGAACUACUUCAUUGUUACUUGAAGCUUAAUGAGAAGAAGACUCAUAAGGUUAUUCUUCUUGCCUUUGUGGAUUUGCUCAUGCAACUCAUGGCUAAACAUGAUCAUGAUAAUUGAUUUUUUUUAAAAAUUAUAUCAUUAAUUAAUUAAUUAAUCUGUAUUUUGUUUCAUUAUUCAUCUUGA
Dioscorea cayenensis subsp. rotundata (Guinea yam) is the source of this 752-nucleotide messenger RNA. Its product is annotated as transcription repressor OFP13-like. The transcript has a single exon. Gene Ontology annotation, biological process: negative regulation of DNA-templated transcription. Lineage: Eukaryota; Viridiplantae; Streptophyta; Magnoliopsida; Dioscoreales; Dioscoreaceae. The coding region runs from base 51 to 686 and encodes 211 amino acids. The record is from RefSeq and is a predicted model, not a curated record.